This is a messenger RNA of Hippocampus comes (tiger tail seahorse), 4418 nucleotides long. RefSeq names its product kelch repeat and BTB (POZ) domain containing 2 (gene kbtbd2). Gene Ontology annotation, molecular function: protein binding. The coding region runs from base 926 to 2803 and encodes 625 amino acids. Lineage: Eukaryota; Metazoa; Chordata; Actinopteri; Syngnathiformes; Syngnathidae. The transcript has 4 exons. The record is from RefSeq and is a predicted model, not a curated record.
AGCUUAGUCGCUCGGACUGAGUAAUAAAGGAAUAAAUAAAUCCAUAAAUGAAUAAUAAAUAUAUACUGGCCUUCAGUAUGACGGUUUGAUCAGUUAAAACGUUUACGUGGCUAACAAAAUAAAAUAAAAAAGAAUAAAUUAAUGUGGUCACUGAAUUCAGUGGGACCGUUUUACAGGCAUGCGCAGUUUGCUUUCGCCGACAUGGCGGAUGUAAAUGAAUGAAUGGAUGAAUAAAUGAAGAAACAAACAAACAAACAAACAGUUGGAGUGGUGGUAUAGCACUAAAAACGUCUUAUUGGGGCGGUUGUGUUAUUUUACACAUUUAAGUGAGGUGAAAAUAACGAAUGCGGUUCCGGUAAAAUAGUGAGUUUUCUACGCACGCGCAGUGUGGUCCUCCUUCGGCCUCCGCGACUGGGUGCUUUCAGGCGCUUGAAAAUGCGCUGGAAGGCUGUCAUCUCGGCUCAACCGAACUCAGUUAUUUACCAUCGAAACUCAUCUUUUGGACUACGUUCUACACCUCCCGUUGGCAAGAAACCACUUCGUGACCUCUCGUCGCUUGGAGUCAUCAUCAAACGAGCGCCGCUGCUGAUAUAGUUGUGUUGUGACGCUGGUCCCGCGUUGCCACUACCUCCAGCCUCCUCCCGCCCACCCCCCGGUGCCUCUUUGCCGCUGUAUGACCUCUAACCUCUAGCCUCAAGGCAGAGGAUUUCUUCCUCCGGAGCCCCCAAGCUUGCCCUUCGCCUCCUCGCCAAGGAGCAGCUGAGUGACUCCACUUGGACAAGAGGAGCUGUUGGAUCCCCCUCCCUCCCUCCUUGUCCCAGAAUCCCCCAGAGGUCUGAGUUUUUUUUCUUCUGGUGAUAUCGAGCCCGGCUCAGCCGGCCGCGCAAACUCUUCAAAACUGGGGCGCGAUUCGUGUGAUGCGACCAUGUCGGGUCUGGGCGAGCGCCGGCCGGUCAACGCGGACUAUGCCGUCUCCCUGCUGGAGCAGCUCAAGUUCUUCUACGAGCAGAAGCUGCUGACGGACGUGGUGCUGCUGGUGGACGACACGGAGUUCCCGUGCCACAAGAUGGUGUUGGCUGCGUGCAGCUCCUACUUCAGGGCGAUGUUCAUGGGCGGCCUGAGCGAGAGCAAGCAGACGCACGUGCACCUGAGGAACGUGGACGCCGCCACGCUGCAGAUCAUCAUCACGUACGCCUACACAGGCCACCUGGCCAUCAGCGACAGCACCGUGGAGCCGCUCUACGAGACCGCGUGCUUUCUGCAGGUGGAGGACGCCCUGCUGCAGUGCCGCGAUUACCUGGUGAAGAAGAUCAACCCCGAGAACUGCGUGCGCAUGCUGAGCAUCGGCGACCUGUUCAGCUGCAGCGAGCUGAAGCAGAGCGCCAAGCGCAUGGUGGAGCACAAGUUCCCCGUAGUGUACCGGCAGGACGCCUUCCUGCAGCUGUCGCACGAGCUGCUGCUGGACGUGCUGAGCAGCGACAACCUCAACGUGGAGAAGGAGGAGACCGUGCGAGAGGCGGCCAUGCUGUGGCUGGAGUACAACAUGGAGGCGCGCUCGCAGCACCUGUCGUCGGUGCUCAGCCAGAUCCGCAUCGACGCGCUCUCCGAGGUGACGCAGCGGGCCUGGUUCCAGGGCCUGCCGCCCAACGACAAGUCCGUGGUAGUGCAGGGCCUCUACAAGUCCAUGCCCAAGUUCUUCAAGCCGCGCCUGGGCAUGACCAAGGAGGAGAUGCUCAUCUUCGUGGAGGCGCUGUCCGAGAUGCCGGUCAUGAACGUGAUGAUGCCGCUGGUGCCCGCCAUGGUGUGCUACAGCCCGCAGGCCGAGAAGGUCUACAAGCUGCGCAACCCGCCGCGAAACCUGCAGAAGGUGGGCACGCUGGUCACCCCCGACAACGACGUGUUCAUCGCCGGCGGCGAGGUGGUGCUGGAGAACGCCUUUAGCCACAGCGGCGGCCUGCUGGUGGCGGUGGACAGCUUCUUCUGGCUGGACGCCCAGCAGAACACGUGGGUGGCCAAGACGCCCAUGCUGUGCGCCCGCCUCAAGCCCUCGCUGGUCUACUGCGACGGCUGCAUCUACGCCGUGGGCGGCGACAACGUCGGCGGCGAGCUCAACCGGCGCACGGUGGAGCGCUACGACCGCGUGAAGGACGAGUGGAGUAUGGUGAGCCCGCUGCCGCUGGCGUGGAGCUGGAGCACGUGCGUGGCGGCGCACGACUGCAUCUACGUGCUGACCCUCAACCUCAUGUACUGCUACCUGCCGCGCACCGACGCGUGGGUGGAGAUGGCCGUUCGCAAAACCAGCCGCUGCUACGCCUCGGCGGCCGCCUUCGGGGACCUCAUCUUCUACGUGGGCGGCCUGCGCAGCUCGGUUCGCGGCACAGACACGUCGAUCAGGAGCUACUCGCAGGACAACUCCGCGCACGACGUGGAGAUCUACGACAUCAACAAGAACGAGUGGCGCCAGGCCGCCAAUGUCCCCGCCACGCCCGACGUGGGCCACUGCGUGCACGCCGUGGUACUGCUUGACGGGGUGUGCAUCUUUAAGCGUGAGACACACAUAAACGACCGGCCCAAGUACUCCAUCUACAAGUACGAGGUGGAGCUGGACCGCUGGUACCUGCGGCAGCCCGUGUCGGAGCGCGUGCUCUGGGAACUGGGCACCGGCUUCCACUGCACUGUGGGCAAGCUGUACCCAUCCUGCCUGGAGGAGUCCGCGUGGAAGCCGCCCGCCUACCUCUUCUCGCCCGACGGCGCCGAGGAGUUCAACAUGGAUGGGGAGCUGGUGGCCCUCCCCCUCGUAUAGCUCUCAGGCACCCCCCUGGUGAGCCAGCUGGGGGUGUGGGGCGUGUGAACCCUCGAAAGGACGCAGAAUCUGCCACUCGGGGACGUUGGCUCCAAACGUAAUGGACGUACUAACCUCGCAAACUUCUUUUCUUCUUGAGCUCGUAACGUGGUGGUGGUGGGGGGGGCGGGGGUCUGUUCUAACACGUUUGCCCUCACGGUUCCUAGGCUUAAGGAUUCGAUUCUCUUGGUUUGCUGCGUGGAGUUUGCAUGUUCUCCCCGUGCUUGCGUGGGGUUUUUGUUUUUUGUUUUUUUUCUGCGGGUACUCCGGCUUGCUCCCACAUUCCAAAACCAUGCAUGUCAGCUCAAUUGGCCAAAAGUGUGAGUGAGAGUUUUCCGUCACUUUUUCUCUUCAAACACGACCCACAAAAAAAGGUUUGGGAUACAGUGAAUUGGGACCGAGCCCUGCCGUGCAUAGCAACUGUUCUCUUGUUGCCUCGGGAUGCCAUAACAGGGUAGCUAAGGACGACUUAUGACGAAAUGCGACUCCAAAUACUUUUUACAUUAAGGUGGCGCCAAAUCAACACUUUUCACCGUCCAAUUUUUCAGUGAAUAAAGGCGAGGUUCUCUCGCCUGCCUUUGAGUGACUUCUCGACUCCAUCUCGACUGUUGCAACACUGAAUUUAUAGUGCCAUCGGCAGCUUUCCACAGAGAUAGUGGAAGCCGAAAAGCCCUCCCCAAAUAAUUGCAUAACUUUUUGGGAGUGGUGUUAUGUGCCCUGCAAUUGCCUCUCGCCCAAAAAUCAGCUGGGAUAGGCGCCAAGUGGGAUCCAAAAUUGGUUGGCUGGCUCAUCUCUGGGUGCUUCAACACUCACCCCGCCCUUUUUCUAUUCUCCCCGUCCUCCGACCGUGAUUGGACAAUCUCUUCAACUGAGAGUGACAUCGGGAUUAAUAUAUCAAGCAACUUUCCGGAGAACAAAGAAAAGAAAAAAAAGGUUUGCUGUGGCAGUACAGGGGCAGGGAGACUGUAGAUACCCCUCCCCCCCUUUCCUCUCUUGGUUGUGGGCAACAAGGGUGACUGCGGGUCCAGUCGCUCGCCCACUCUGCCCUUGGCUACGCCCACUGCGCCUGGGGCCUUCCACACAACCAUCGAUUAACGCCUCACGCUAUGCUGGUGAUCGUCAUUGGUAACACACACACACACACACACACACACACCUCUUCUCAGCAGUUCUCAUUUCUAAGCUGCUGAAGUAUGAUAAAUAUCUAUUUUUCAUAUGUUUGAAAUGUGUUACAGUUUGGGGACGGGGUGACGACUACCAGUUCUAUUUUGUAUUCGUGUUUUUUUAUGUGUGUGUGUGUGUAUGUAUACACACACACACACACAUAUACAUGUUAGACAUUACUGUAGUGUGACUGUGGCUGGAAGUUGGUCCUUGUUCAUUAAGCGGGCCUGGGAGCUUGUUGCCCUGGAAACCAGCCCUUGGCAACCACUAGCAGGAGUCUGGCGUGGUGGGAUCUUAAACUCCAUGAGCACAGGUGCUUCAUGGCGGACGUUUGGAGCAUGUUUGGCUGCAUCGUAUUCCGUUGGCACUGUUUCCCCUCUGAACUAUAAUUUAUUAAAGUAUAAUCGAAAAG